AACAACAAAUUGAUGAUCAAUUGGAUAAUUUAUUUUCAAAUCAAAAAAUUCUUGAUUCAACAAAAGGAACACCAACAUCUUCAUCAUCAUCAUCAUCUUCUUCUUCAUCACCAUCAUUAUCAUCGUCAUCACCAUUAUCAACAUCGACGACAUACAAUCAACCGAUCAAUAAUAUUAUUAUACAAGAAUUAUUAAAACAAUCCAACAACAACAUAUUACAACGUUUGGAUGGUCAACAAUUUAUCAAUAUAUUUGAUCGAUUAAUGGAUGGUGAGCUUACAAGGAUUAUUGAACAAAUCAAAUCUAAAAAUAACAAAUUCAAUUUGAUAACACCGAACAAAUUGACAGCCAAGCAAUAUAUUAGUAUUUUGGAUAAUUAUAGUUCCGGUGAGGUUAGUGCACGUUUAGCAUCCAUUUUUUCAUCAUCGCCAUCAUUAUUAUCGUUGAAUAAUGUUGUUGGUGGUGGUAGUGGUAGACGUAAUCGUCGAUCAUCAUUUGAUUCAAUGACAGGUUUAUCGAUCGGUUAUUCUAAACGAAGAUUCGAUCCAAUGAUUGGUUUAUUACCAACCAAACGUGGAAUGAAUUUCGAUGAAAUGGAUCAUUCUGGUUUUGCUGGUUUUGCUAAACGUGGUAUAGUUGAUUUUGAUGAAAUGGAUCAUUCAGGUUUUGCUGGCUUUAAUAAACGUCGUUCAGCCGAUUUUGAUGAAAUGGAUCAUUCAGGAUUUGCUGGUUUUUCUAAACGUCGUAAUUUUGAUGAAAUGGAUCAUUCGGGUUUUGCUGGUUUUGCUAAACGUUUUAAUGAUUUUGAUGAAAUUGAUCGCAGUGGUUUUAAUGGUUUUGCUAAACGUUCAGCAAAUUUUGAUGAAAUUGAUCAUAGUGGUUUUGCUGGUUUUGCUAAACGUAAACAACAACAUGGUUUUGAUUUUGAUGAAAUGGAUCGUUCGGGUUUUACUAAUUCAUUUGCAAAACGUUUAAAUUUUGAUGAACUUGAUCGUUCGGGUUUUAAUAGUUUUAAAAGAUUUUAUUUUGAUCCAAUUUCAUAUCGUUGGUCAUUGAAUGAUUUAAAAUUUUUUAAACAAUUUGCCAAUCGACCAUUAAUUAAACAACAACAACAACAACAGUAAAUAUUUUGUUUGUUUGUUUCUGUCAAUCAAAAAGGAAAAAAUUAAAAAUUAUUUUAAAUUUACAAAAAACAAAAACAAAAUUAAAGAAAUAUCACCUGAACACACACACAACAUAUCCAACAUUAACCAAGAAUUAUUUUGCAAAAAAUAAUCUUCACCAACAAUCUUCACUCACCUUGAUAAGCACCAACAGAUCACACACCAAACAAACAAAACAUUGAAACAUCCAAAAAACCCCCAAUAUUUUUGACCUCGAAACCAGAAAAAAAAUUCCAAUUGUUAAUUAAUUAAUUAUUUAUAGAUUUUUG
Dermatophagoides pteronyssinus (European house dust mite) is the source of this 1432-nucleotide messenger RNA. RefSeq lists its product as uncharacterized. NCBI's taxonomy places the organism in Eukaryota, Metazoa, Arthropoda, Arachnida, Sarcoptiformes, Pyroglyphidae. The record is from RefSeq and is a predicted model, not a curated record.